Molecule: messenger RNA, 1107 nt
Organism: Naegleria gruberi
Lineage: Eukaryota; Heterolobosea; Eutetramitea; Acrasida; Naegleriidae
Exons: 1
Coding region: 1-1107 (368 amino acids)
Biological process (GO): spindle assembly; centrosome cycle
Cellular component (GO): HAUS complex
Molecular function (GO): microtubule minus-end binding
Source: RefSeq, a predicted model, not a curated record
AUGUGGGAUGCAUUCGACUUGGAUCAACAGCAACAAUUAUCACAACAAGAAGCUGGUGAUGAGCAUUCAAUGAUGGAUCACACUCUUUCGGAAAAUCCAAAUGAUGAUGAUUAUGUAUUUUCAAUGCAAACAGAUGAUGAAUCAGAGGAGAGGUAUUCCGAAUCACAUAAAAUGGAUAUUAAAGAAAAUCAAGCCAUUUCCUUGUUUCAUAUUCCACAGGAAGUUCUAAAUGAAAAUCCUGAUUUUUCCAGGUUAUUACAAACAAUUUCUAAUCAUAUAUCUCCGGACAGUGGAAUUGGAAAAGAUGAGGAAUACGAAUUAGAACAUUUGGAAAGACAAUUCGAGAAGGAGAAGGAAAGAUAUUUCAAAAACACAAUCAUAAUAGAUACAAUCAAGGAAAUGAUAGACGAUAGUCAUCAUUAUUCUGAGCCGAUUCAAUCAACACUUUCUCAUAUAGACAAACUGCUGAUAAAAUCAGAAAUUGAGAUUGGUAUCAAUAUUUCAGAUACUCUCGACUGUGUAAAUUUAUAUGGACUUGAUUCUCAAAUUUUAUCAGACACUAUUAAUGAGAAGGGGGUUGAAAAUUUGCAAAAUAAUUUAAGAGAAUAUAUUUACCCUGAAUUAAUACAGAAAUGGGAAGGGUUAUAUGAAGAUUUGCUCACCUUUUAUCAACCUUUUCCUGAAGAGGCAACAAAUCUGUUUGCUGACGAUUCAAAGAAUAGCAAACAUUUUUCUCAAAUCAUUUCAAAACAUCUUUCAUCUAUUAAGAAGGAGAAACACCUCAUUUUGGAACAAAAGCAAAAACUUCAAGAGUAUACCUUUACAUACUUUAGCAAACUUUCUCAAUGUGUACAAAUACUCUGUACAUUAAUUAAUCAUUACAAGUGUGGGGAAUUCAGACAAUACGAUGAAUCUACCUUGUCUUGGUUAAUAGAAAGAACUGAGGCCAUGAAACUCAAGUUAUGGUAUGUAUUGAUUUUUAUUCUAUUUGUUAACAAUUUAAUAGUUCAAUCAAAUAUGAGUAUCUUGUAUCUAUUUAUGACAAGAAUACAGUACCAAUCUAUUACAAAAUGCACAAAAUACUUGCUUCAAAUUAUAAUAAUCUAG